This is a messenger RNA of Callithrix jacchus (white-tufted-ear marmoset), 4834 nucleotides long. It is a transcript of the gene ESYT3, whose product is annotated as extended synaptotagmin 3. Gene Ontology annotation, cellular component: endoplasmic reticulum membrane. Gene Ontology annotation, molecular function: phosphatidylethanolamine binding; phosphatidylinositol binding; phosphatidylcholine binding. Gene Ontology annotation, biological process: lipid transport. NCBI's taxonomy places the organism in Eukaryota, Metazoa, Chordata, Mammalia, Primates, Cebidae. The record is from RefSeq and is a predicted model, not a curated record.
GCUUGUUGAGGCUGGGGGCUAGGUCCAAGCUUAACGGAUGCCAGAGGAGCUGGCAGCGUUGCAGGCUCUAGGGGCCAGUUGGAAGGCCAGGAAGCAGGAUCCGAGGCUGGGGAGGCCUGGCUGAGCCUGUCGAGGGAGGGCCUCGAAUGCCAACUGAGUCCAGCCUGUACUGUGUAGUACUGUGUAUUAUAAGACUGCGUGUAGGAAACAGGUUUUAGGUGAUGUUUAUUCAUGAUAAGCCAGUUGUACACAGGCCUCGGUGAGUCAUCAACCACCUAGGGCUGCACUUGGUCCACCCAGACUGACGAGUGAGCACCUCCAGCUGACGCCUGCGCCGCAAGCUGUGGUCGGAGGUCGAGCUCACCUGCUGGUGGCUCUUGAGCCAGGCUGGCGGCCCGCCCCCCUGAGGCGGAGACUUCCGGAGCGGCGGGCUCACUAGAGCUGAGCGCGUCUCGGUGCUUUUCCAGGCGCCGCUCUCGAGUGCGCAGAGAACGCUGAGCCGAGAGCGUCGAGAGUCCCAGCAGGGCAAGGAGGCGCGGCCUGGUCCUCGCGCUCGGGAGACAGAUGCGACCGGGCGUCGGGGAAUGUGGACCUAAGCUCGGGUGAAGCUCUCGGGAAGGGCAAGACGGUGGCGACGAGAUGCGAGCGGAGGAGCCCUGCGCCCCCAGGUCCCCCAGCACCCCGGGAGCCCAGCGCGUCCCGGGCUCCGAACUGCGCCUGUCCAGCCAGCUGCUGCCGGAGCUCUAUACCUUCGUGGUGCGCGUGCUGUUCUACCUGGGGCCUGUCUACCUAGCCGGCUACCUGGGGCUCAGCAUAACCUGGUUGCUGCUCGGCGCCCUGCUGUGGAUGUGGUGGCGCAGGAACCGCCGCGGGAAGCUCGGGCGUCUGGCCGCCGCCUUCGAAUUCCUUGACAAUGAACGCGAGUUCAUCAGCCGCGAGCUGCGGGGCCUGCACCUGCCAGCCUGGAUCCAUUUCCCGGACGUGGAGCGGGUCGAGUGGGCCAACAAGAUCAUCUCUCAGACCUGGCCCUACCUCAGCAUGAUCAUGGAAACCAAGUUCCGGGAGAAACUUGAACCCAAGAUCCGGGAGAAGAGCGUCCAUCUGAGGACCUUUACCUUUACCAAGCUCUACUUUGGACAGAAGUGCCCCAGGGUGAACGGUGUCAAGGCACACACUAACAAGUGCAACCGAAGACGUGUGACUGUGGACCUGCAGAUAUGCUAUGUAGGAGACUGUGAGAUCAGUGUGGAACUGCAGAAGAUUCAGGCUGGUGUGAACGGGAUCCAGUUGCAGGGCACCCUGCGGGUCAUCCUGGAGCCCCUACUAGUGGACAAGCCCUUUGUGGGAGCUGUAACUGUGUUCUUCCUUCAGAAACCGCACCUACAGAUCAACUGGACAGGCCUGACCAACCUGCUGGAUGCGCCAGGAAUCAAUGAGGUGUCAGACAGCCUGCUGGAGGACCUCAUUGCUGCCCACCUGGUGCUGCCCAACCGUGUGACUGUGCCUGUGAAGAAGGGGCUGGACCUGACCAACCUACGCUUCCCUCUGCCCUGCGGGGUGAUCAGAGUGCACUUGCUGGAGGCAGAGAAGCUGGCCCAGAAGGACAACUUUCUGGGGCUCCGAGGCAAGUCAGAUCCCUACGCCAAGGUAAGCAUCGGCCUGCAGCAUUUCCGGAGUAGGACCAUCUACAGGAACCUGGAUCCCACCUGGAAUGAGGUGUUUGAGUUCAUGGUGUAUGAAGUCCCUGGGCAGGACCUGGAGGUAGACCUGUAUGAUGAGGAUACCGACAGGGAUGACUUCCUGGGCAGCCUGCAGAUCUGCCUCAGAGACGUCAUGACCAGCAGAGUGGUGGAUGAGUGGUUCGUCCUGAAUGACACAACCAGCGGGCGGCUUCACCUGCGGUUGGAGUGGCUUUCACUGCUCACUGACCAGGAAGCUCUGACCGAGAACCAUGGUGGCCUUUCUACUGCCAUUCUCAUUGUCUUCUUGGAGAGUGCCUGCAACUUGCCGAAAAACCCUUUUGACUACCUGAACGGCGAAUAUCGAGCCAAAAAACUCUCCAGAUUUGCCAGAAACAAGCUCAGCAGAGACCCCUCUUCCUAUGUCAAGCUAUCAGUAGGCAAGAAGACACAUACAAGUAAGACCUGUCCCCACAGCAAGGACCCUGUGUGGAGCCAGAUGUUCUCCUUCUUUGUGCACAAUGUGGCUACUGAGCAGCUCCAUCUGAAGGUGCUUGAUGAUGACCAGGAGUAUGCUCUGGGAAUGCUGGAGGUCCCCCUGUGCCAGAUCCUCCCCUAUGCUGACCUAACUCUUGAGCAGCGCUUUCAGCUGGACCACUCAGGCCUGGACAGCCUCAUCUCCAUGAGGCUGGUACUUCGGUUCCUUCGAGUGGAGGAACGAGAGCUGGGGAGCCCAUACACAGGACCUGAAGCCCUAAAGAAAGGCCCUCUGCUCAUCAAGAAGGUGGCUACCAACCAGAGUCCCAAAGCCCCACCUCAGGAAGAAGGCCCUACAGAUUUGCCAUGUCCCCCAGACUCUGCUUCUGAAACUAAGGACACAACCAAGAGUACCACAACCACCACCAGUGCUACCACUGCUGCCACCAUUGCCACUGAGCCCACACCCCAAGAGAUAGGCCCAGAGCCCAAGGGCAAGGACAAUGCCAAAAGGUUCUGUGAGCCCAUGGGGCAGAAGAAGAGUUCAACCACCAUCUUCCUGACUGUCCCAGGCCCCCACUCUCCAGGACCCAUCAAGUCACCCAGACCAAUGAAAUGCCCUUCUUCCCCAUUCGCAUGGCCGCCCAAGAGGCUGGCUCCCAGCAUGUCCUCGCUCAACUCCCUGGCCUCUUCCUGCUUUGAUCUGGCAGAUAUCAGCCUCAAUAUUGAAGGUGGGGACCUCAGGCGGCGGCAGCUGGGCGAGAUUCAGCUCACAGUGCGCUAUGUGUGUCUACGGCGCUGCCUCCGUGUGCUCAUCAACAGCUGCAGAAACCUGACACCAUGUACGAGCAGUGGAGCUGAUCCCUACGUCCGUGUCUACUUGUUGCCAGAAAGGAAGUGGACAUGUCGUAAGAAGACUUCAGUGAAGCGGAAGACCUUGGAACCCCUGUUUGAUGAGACAUUUGAAUUUUUUGUUCCCAUGGAAGAAGUAAAGAAGAGGUCACUUGAUGUUGCCGUGAAAAAUAGUAGGCCACUAGGCUCGCACAGAAGAAAGGAGUUAGGAAAAGUACUGAUUGACUUAUCAAAAGAAGAUCUGAUUAGGGGCUUUUCACAAUGACUUUACAAGACCAAAUAUACUUCCCAUACCCUCUAAUUCCUGGACCUCAUCUUACAAAAACAUCUUACCGACUCAGACAACACUACCUGCCAUCAGUUUUCUGUCUGCCACUGCCUUCACUGCCGCUUUUCUGAAUCAGGACAACAUUCUAAAGCAAAGAUUUUGUUAUGUUACUCUUAUUCCCGUUUUCUGCUACCUUAUUCAUGUGCAAAUGUUCUAUUCCAGAAUAGUCCAAGUACUAUGCUUUGCCUAUUCAAGUCCUGUCUCGAGCCUAUCUCCUCUAUUAAGUCAAUCCAUACUGAAAUGACCUCUUCCCACUGCCUGUAGCAUUUACUGUUGAUACUGAGUAUUUUCCAUUUUAAUAGUUCACAGCCUUUAUAACACCAAGUUUUAAAAAAAUGUUGAUUAGGGCUGGGCCGGGUGGCUCAUGCCUAUAACCCCAGCACUACAGGAGGCCAAGGCGGGCAGCUCAUGAGGUCAGGAGUUUGAGACAAGCCUGGCCAAAAUGGUAAAAAUACAAAAACUAGCCAUGUUUGGUGGUGCAUGCCUGUAGUCCCAGCUACUUGGGAGGCUGAGGCAGAAGAAUCGUUUGAACCCGGGAGGCGGAGGUUGCAGUGAGCUGAGAUCAUGCCAUUGCACUCCAGCUUGGAUGACAGAGCGAGACUCCAUCUCAAAAAAAAAAAACACUAUUAGGCACCUGCUAAGGUUACAUGCAAAGCAACUACUUAUAUUUGGUAUUUAGUAUUUGUUUACUCUCCAAUUGAACUAUAAGCUACUUGAAUUCUUUUUUACCCUCAUCAUCCAAGACUGUGUUAAGUACAUAGAUGAUCCAUGGUGAAAUUUGUUUCUGCUGAGGUUUCUAUUUUAUAUGGAAAAUUCUCAUAAUAAAAUGGAGCAUUGAUGCCUACCCUGUCUGCCUCAUGAUGGCAUUCUAAUUGCUCCCUAAAUAGAAAAGUGCCUUGAAAAUAGAGAAGCACCAGAGAAAUAAGGAAAUGUAUCAUAGCCACAUCUGAAACAUUAGCAACCAUAAAACAACAGCUAAUCAAAAUGGCAGACAAGGGAAAACCUACCCCUCCUCUUCCAAACUUAAACCAUAAACAUUUAUUUUAAACAUGGUUAAUUAAACCAUUCUUAACCUGUCAGGAAACACAGGUAAAUUACUGGUGAUAGUCCAAAGGAGUUAAAAUGUAGAAGGGAACCAGAAUUUUAAUACCACCAGAUAGGAGCCAAGGUUCUAUAGACAGGCCCUGUGUAAGGGGCAGGGAGCCUGAAAAGUUGUUAAUACCUUGGCUGCCACUGAGGACAAGAUUUGGUUUUCAGCAGUGGGUGCAAACAAUCAGCUAAUAUGCAGGGGCAUAGGGUCUGAAGUUAACAUCAACUUGGUACAGAAACCCCCAAACCUAGGAAGGAAUGUGAAUAUUCGUUUAGAACCUGGAACCUGUGAAACCUCGAUGGAGGCAACCAUAAAAGUGGCCCCACAGCAUUGCCACUCACAUCCAGGGCACAUGUAUGACAACUGCAGCAGAUAGCUGUCACUAAAGGGAAACCCACGGGCAAAAAU